Planococcus citri (citrus mealybug) is the source of this 3214-nucleotide messenger RNA. RefSeq lists its product as uncharacterized. The transcript is spliced from 5 exons. The coding region runs from base 500 to 2545 and encodes 681 amino acids. NCBI's taxonomy places the organism in Eukaryota, Metazoa, Arthropoda, Insecta, Hemiptera, Pseudococcidae. The record is from RefSeq and is a predicted model, not a curated record.
UAGUUCAUUGAACUUUGCUUUCUACUCUCAUUAGAUUAUGGAGGGAAAAGUUUUUAAAAAAAUUGGCGUUUUUGGUUCAUAAAAAUACAUAAAUAAUAAAACACCCGAAAAGCUGGAAGCUCGAACUUGAAAUUUUCGAAAUUUUCCACAAGGUUAUCUGUCGAAUAGGACGUUACCUACCUGUUCAGACGUUUGUGACGUAAGGGCGCAACGCCACCCACCAAGAAUUAUCAGUUCACUGUUCGGGUAGCAGCAAUGCAGCGCCAAUAGUAAAUAUUAUGAAUGUUAUAAAUUCGCUUCAGUAAUAAAACUUUCGUGGAAAACGAAAUGAAUUAAAGCGUUUCUCAAGUUGUCGAAAAAAUCUAGUGGAAUCUUUCAAAGUGUAACAUUUGAAAGUUGAAUUUCGUGUCAAGGUUUUGCCAAUUCGAGCAAGUUGUAUCGUAGAAUGUAAUCCAAAUGGAGCUUUUUCACAAAUUCGAUAUGAGGAAAGGUGUAUUAAAUGGCUGCUUGCGGAAAGUUGAACGAUGUCAGGACGGAAUUAAAAUCUAUUCCCGUUGAUAACGAUUGUUUAAACGCUGUUCGUGCUUUGCACCAAACGGUGGUUUGCUUAAGGACAGCGUUGGAAAGAUCGCAAAGUGAAUUGCAUUCGUUGAAGAAAAAAGUACCCAGUCGUAGUUCUAGUCGUAAAUAUGAUAUCGCUAUCGAACAAUUAUCAUUAGAGAACCAUAUUCUAAGACGUAGGAUCUCAGCUGCCAAAAAUAAGAACACAUUUUUCGACCGUGGUGCCGAAAUUAAAUGCUUCUCGAUGGAUAAUAUUUCUCAAGAUACGCGAAACGAAGAUAAAGAAAACGAAACGAAUGAACCAUCGUCUGAGGCAGAUGGUAACGGACAAGAUGAUUUCAGAGAUGUAGAAAAAAGAGACGAGGAUAAUCAGUUCGUGUUUUUCAAAAAUAAAACCGACUCCGAAGAAUCCGAAGAAGUCGACGAUAUUGAACUGAUAUUCACCACCGAUGAUACCAACAUCAUCAAUUUACACGAAGAACUCGAGCCUAUUUCGGAUGAUGGCGAACCGUACGAAUCUAAAUUGGAAAUUAAUCAUCAUGGUAUUGCGACGCAAUCUGUUCUAGUCGAGACUGAUAUUUCGAAAUGUGGCAUAGUUUACAAAGAUGAAGACACGUUUCUGAGUCCAAUCAGCCAGGCCGGACUGAAUACUUCGUUUCGUAAUGCACUCAAAAAAGAACAUUCCAUCGAAAGAAAAACCAGCCGGUUAGCUCACGCUCCCGUCAAAGCUGUGGUAAGCUUGGUGAGACCUGUACUGAACGAGAACAACGCAUCUAUGCGCGACUCCGAAGCCCAGACUGAUAUUUCGGCUGUACCGCCUAGUUGGAAAUCUGAAAGUUUUCUCGUGAAUAACAAAGCGUCUCAAAACUUCCCCACAUUACCAUCUAAAUUCGCAAUACCUAUAAAAGAACAUCAUCAAAAACCUCCGUUGAAAUUGACUGAAAAAACGCAGGAGGCUAGGCGAAUAUUACUAUCUGAUAUAAAUUUCACUAGCAUGGUACCGGAGCUAUCAAGAAGUGUGGAUCAUUUAUGUCAUAAUGGUAUUCGUUUACCUAGCACCAGUUUACAGACUCCGUUCGCGAUGAAAUAUUUGAAAAGUCCAGCUUUAGCUAGCACUGGUUCGUCGUAUUCUAGAUUCGAGUUCAACGUGGGUAAUUCUAAUUGGAAUUGUUACGAAAAUUCGUACGCAUCAGAUCAAGACCGAUCGGCACAAGAUUUACAUGCUAAACGAAGACAAUCUUGGAGACCAUCGAUGUAUUCUUUGGAUGCGUAUUAUGUUAAUCGUACCUCGUCCGUUCCUCCGUCGCCCACGUUGAGACGACAUUCAGCUGCAUUAUCAUAUUCUCCUUCAGCUAACACAGAGGCCCAGUUUUAUUACCCUUUACCAGAAAAAUUUAGCGUCAAGACUUUUUCCAAUUCGACGUUGAAAAAUGCCAGCGUUACGUCCAUUAAUCGUAAACCUAAGACUAAAGUUUCCUUCAAAGAAUCGCUCCUUUCAAAAAACACAGGAUCUCGCCAGUCAUUACCGAAUAUGUACGUUGAUACUGAAAGUGGCGAAGAAUCGACAGACUCGCUCAUAGACGAAUCGGAAGAAUGUGUUAGGAAAUCAAUAGAUUCUACUUUGACCGCAAUAGAUUGGCCCUAUGUUGGUUAUCAUUACGUUGGACGUACUCAUUCGGUGCCAAAUUUAUUUUUAGAAUUUUCGCCACCAUUCUCAGCUAGGCCAUUUAUCGCUAGAUCCGUAAAUGACUUGAAAAUCAAUUACUUCAUCAAAGUAAUUAAUAAAGAAGGUAGAGUGGUCGGAGGAAGAAUCCAAUUUGUCGGAAACAUUCCGGGUAAAUCUGAACCAUAUAUCGGUAUACUGCUACCUCCAAGUUUGGGUGAAACAGACGGAACAUUCCAAGGAUUACGAUAUUUUUCAUGCGAAAGAAAUUGCGGUCUGUUUGUUCCAUUUCGUAAAGUUGUGAUGGCAUGGAAGGUGUAAUUGUUUCGACGCUUUUCUACGAUUACGAUACGCACCAUACCUAAUUAAUAAAUUCACUUACCAUAUUGUAUUUUUAAGAACCUACUUAUUAUACUUACUCGCUAUUUUUUCGAAAAAUGUUUUUUUUUCCAAGUGAGCUUACCGCUGACAUGACUUAUUUUUUUCGUCGUUUUUCUUCACUUUUUUUUAUUUGUUGAGUUUACAGCGCUUUUUAAAUUUUGUUUUUUGUGUGUUUUUUAUUUUAUUUUUUUGUUUGUUACUGUUUGUAUUGUGAAUAUUUCACCAAAACUGUAUUAUUUUUCUAGUCACGUAAACUAUUACUGUACGAUUGGAACGGAUCUGCUUACCAGAGACUGGAACUACAAAUCGAUUCACCGCUACUUUGCGGUUUCCGCUUUGUUACCUCUUUUUACCGUAGUAAAAUCGAAAGCUUGGAUAUCAGUUAAAUUGAAUAAUAAUCAAACAACGAAUAUUAUAAUUAAGAAAUCUUAGCAAUAAUUCUUCCAUGUUUAUUUAUUAAAAAAAUAUUUUCAGCAAUUUCCCAGGCAAGACUUUUGCAUUUUAUUAAAGACUGUAAUGUAAUUCUCAACGUAUGCCAUAUGUUACUAUCUCUCUCUUUCUUUUGUUAGGUAGUUUUAAUGUUAAAUAAACGAUAUUUUUGUUUGUGUA